GUGUCACACGUGAACGCGCCGUGUUAUGAGAGCGCUGCUGUGUGAAACUCAGCCGAGCUGCUUUUACAGGUUAGCAGGCGGUGCUCUCCUCUCAAAAUGGCAGCGUCCCGGACCGUCGUGUGUUUACUCAGAAAUGACCUGCGCCUUCACGACAACGAGGUCUUCCACUGGGCUCAGAGGAAUGCUGACCAUAUAGUUCCUCUCUACUGCUUCGACCCACGUCAUUAUUUGGGCACCCAUCAUUUUAACUUCCCCAAAACCGGCCCAUUCCGGCUACGCCUCCUCCUGGACAGCGUGAAGGACCUGAGAGCCACACUGAAGAAGAAGGGCAGUAAUCUUAUAGUCAGACGUGGAAAGCCUGAAGAAGUUGUGGGUGAUUUGAUCAAGCAGUUGGGUUCAGUCAGUGCUGUGGCGUUUCAUGAAGAAGUCACAUCAGAAGAAAAGAGGGUGGAGAAGAAGGUGAAGCAUGUGUGUUCCCAAAAUAAGGUCAAAGUUCAAACUUUCUGGGGGUCCACACUGUACCACAGAGAUGACCUCCCUUUCUGCCACAUUGGAGGACUGCCUGAUGUCUACACUGCGUUCAGGAAGGCAGUGGAGGCCCAGAGCAGAGUGAGGCCUGUCCUUCCUUCAGCAGAACACAUUAGGCCUCUUCCUCUGGGCCUCGAGGAAGGCCCAAUUCCUACGUUUGAUGACCUGGAACAGACAGAGCCACUGGACGACACUCGUUCUGCUUUUCCGUGUAGAGGUGGAGAGAGUGAGGCACUUGCUCGGCUAAAACAUUACUUCUGGGAAACAAAUGCUGUUGCUGCUUAUAAAGAGACCCGAAAUGGCUUAAUCGGAGUCGACUAUUCAACAAAGUUUGCGCCUUGGCUUGCUCUGGGUUGCAUAUCUCCGAGGUACAUUUAUGAGCAGAUCAAGAGAUACGAGGCUGAGAGGACCGCCAAUCAGAGCACGUACUGGGUGAUAUUUGAACUGCUGUGGAGAGAUUAUUUCCGAUUUGUGGCUUUGAAAUAUGGAGACCGAAUAUUUCAUCUGAACGGCCUUCAAGAUAAGCAUGUGCCCUGGAAGACAGACAUGGAGCUCUUCAAUGCGUGGAAAGAGGGCAGGACAGGGGUGCCCUUCGUGGACGCUAACAUGAGGGAGCUCUUUCUGACCGGGUUCAUGUCCAACAGGGGGCGCCAGAACGUUGCCAGUUUCCUCACCAAAGACCUGGGCCUGGACUGGAGGCUCGGAGCUGAGUGGUUUGAGUAUCUGCUGGUGGACUAUGAUGUGUGCAGCAACUACGGCAACUGGCUGUACAGCGCUGGAGUAGGAAAUGACCCGAGAGAAAACAGGAAGUUCAACAUGAUCAAACAAGCAUUGGACUACGAUAGUAAUGGAGACUAUGUAAGGCAGUGGGUGCCAGAGCUGAAGGGCAUCAUGGGUGGAGACGUUCACACCCCAUGGGCCCUGAGCAGUGCCUCGCUGUCCCAUGCACAGGUAGCUCUUGAUAAGACGUAUCCAUCUCCUAUCGUCAAGGCAUCUGAGUGGAGUCGCCACAUCAACAUGAAACCAUCUGGUGCAGGUUCAUCAAAAGGAAAGAAGGGGUCCUCUCAUACACCACGGCAGCACCGAGACAGAGGCAUCGACUUUUACUUCUCCAAGAGCAAGAAUCUUUAAAGAGGAAAUGACUGAUGAUUCUGUUCACAGGAGUAAAAUUCAGCAAAAUCCUC
Colossoma macropomum (tambaqui) is the source of this 1712-nucleotide messenger RNA. RefSeq names its product cryptochrome DASH (gene cry-dash). The record is from RefSeq and is a predicted model, not a curated record. Gene Ontology annotation, molecular function: deoxyribodipyrimidine photo-lyase activity; damaged DNA binding; FAD binding. Bases 97 to 1659 code for a protein of 520 amino acids. Lineage: Eukaryota; Metazoa; Chordata; Actinopteri; Characiformes; Serrasalmidae. Gene Ontology annotation, biological process: photoreactive repair. The transcript is spliced from 14 exons.